This is a messenger RNA of Exaiptasia diaphana, 3494 nucleotides long. RefSeq names its product ATP-binding cassette sub-family F member 2. The coding region runs from base 66 to 1883 and encodes 605 amino acids. NCBI's taxonomy places the organism in Eukaryota, Metazoa, Cnidaria, Anthozoa, Actiniaria, Aiptasiidae. The transcript is spliced from 11 exons. The record is from RefSeq and is a predicted model, not a curated record. Gene Ontology annotation, molecular function: ATP binding; ATP hydrolysis activity.
UUUUUUUGGCCAGAAUCAACAUAUUUAUCAAAUUUUUCUUAUUUUUAAGUGUAUAAAAAUUAAGAAUGCCUUCAGAAGCCGCGAAGAAACGGCAAGCUAAGAAAAAGGCAGCGGCACAAUCGCGAGGAAAACCAAAACCGGCCGUAAAUUCGUCAAAUGUAGCGAUCGAAAACGGUGACAAUGCCAGCAAUGGCGGAAUACUCGACGUAUCUUCACGGGCAUGUACCGGCGUUUUGGCAUCACAUCCUUUAUCUAAAGAUCUCAAGAUUGAGAACUUUUCUAUUACUUUCCAUGGAGUUGAACUUCUAAARGACACAAAACUAGAGUUAAAUAGUGGAAGGCGAUAUGGUUUGAUUGGCGCCAACGGCUGUGGAAAAUCUACUAUGCUUAUGUCGAUUGGUAAAAGAGAAAUCCCCAUCCCUGAACAUUUUGAUAUCUUUCACUUACAUGGAGAAAUAGAAGCCAGUGAUAAAACUGCCCUACAGAGCGUGAUGGAAGUGGAUGAAGAGAGACACAGGUUAGAGCUUGAAGCAGAGGAGUUGGCUCACCUUGGAGAAGAUGGCGCAGACAGGCUGAUGGAGGUUUAUGAAAGAUUAGAAGAACUAGAUUCAUCCCAUGCAGAAGUCACAGCAGCCGAGAUUCUUCAUGGUCUUGGUUUUACAGCUUUAAUGCAACAAACAGCCACAAAAAAUUUCUCUGGUGGUUGGAGAAUGAGAAUAGCUUUAGCAAGAGCUUUGUUUAUUAAACCUUCUAUACUUCUUCUUGAUGAACCAACCAACCAUCUUGAUUUGGAUGCRUGUGUAUGGCUUGAAGAAGAGUUAAAGAACUACAAGAGAAUACUGGUUAUAAUCUCUCAUUCACAAGAUUUUCUUAAUGGUGUUUGUACAAAUAUUAUACACAUGACAAGAGGACAAUUGAAAAGCUAUGGUGGUAAUUAUGAUUCGUAUGUCAAAACAAGAGCUGAGUUGGAAGAAAAUCAAAUGAAGCAGUAUAAUUGGGAACAGGACCAAAUAAAGAACAUGAAGGAUUAUAUUGCCAGGUUUGGACACGGAAGUGCAAAACUUGCAAGACAAGCACAAAGCAAAGAGAAAGUUCUGGCUAAAAUGAGUGCUGGGGGAUUAACUGAGAAAGUUGUAAAGGAUAGGUCUCUAUCCUUUUAUUUUCCUGAUUGUGGUAAACUUCCACCUCCUGUGAUAUCAGUACAGACCAUGAGCUUUAGAUAUGCAGACGACAAGCCAUACAUUUACAAGAAUCUUGACUUUGGAAUGGAUUUGGACACAAGAGUUGCACUAGUAGGGCCCAAUGGUGCUGGUAAGUCGACACUGUUAAAGCUUAUAGAAGGAACUUUAACACCAACAGAUGGAUUAAUAAGACGUCAUGGUCACUUAAAGAUCUGUAGAUAUCAUCAGCAUUUACAAGACAUGCUUGAGUUGGACCUUUCUGCCCUGGAGUUCAUGAUGAARUGUUUUCCUGAAAUCAAAGAAGAUGAAGUCAUGAGGAGAUCCAUAGGACGAUAUGGUCUGACUGGCAAACAACAGAUCUGUCCAAUGCGAAACCUCUCCGAUGGACAACGUUGUCGCGUUGUCUUUGCAUGGCUGGCAUUCCAAACGCCUCAUCUUCUUCUCCUUGACGAACCUACCAAUCAUUUAGACAUGGAGACGAUAGACUCUUUGGCUGAAGCCAUUCUUGAUUUUGAAGGUGGUCUUCUGCUAGUUAGCCAUGACUUUAGACUCAUUAGUCAGGUUGCUCAAGAGAUCUGGGUUUGUGAAAAGGAAACAGUAACUCCAUGGAAAGGUGACAUCGUGUCUUACAAAGAAGAACUUAAGAAGAAAGUGACUAAGGAGAAAGCCAAAGCAAGAAAAGCUAAAACAAAUCAACGAUAAAAAAUAGUCYAUCAAUGAAAAUGAAUGCGAGUUAAAGUACAUUUAUAUAGCAAAGUCCACAAGGUAUCUUCGCUGUUUUUUCCUUAUAUUCACAGGUUUGAUAUUUAUAGUCAGUAUAAGCUAUGACUUUUUCUUGGAGCUAAAAGAGGGAGAAUGUGAAUUAUUGAGUACAUGUAGGAGGUCCUAAAUAGGAAAAGAGAGUUGGCUGGGGAAGAGAGACUAAUCCAUGGCUAACCCUCUGACUGUCACAACUUUCUUAAAGUUUGGCGUACAGUUUGAUCAGCUCUCAGUAACAAAAACAAUAAUUCUAAACCAACAAAAAGAUUUCUGCUAUCAAAGAAAACACUUUGAUGAAAUGGUUUUCAUUAUAUAUUUUCAUGAAGUGAUAMAAUUUUAGCCUGAGUUCAUCCAGCGUUUACCGGAUGUACGCAGGCUAUAGUCUAAAAUGUGGACUUUUUGUGGAAAAUUCGGCUUGAUAAGCGUCGUCCCCAGGCUAUACCGUUACAUCUCCUUCCCAGUUUUUGGCGGAURAUGGCGUUAUGUUAGACAAGAGUAGCCUGGGACGAGUCAAUAGCCUGACUUUCUAAGCAGGCAGAAUAAUUGCUUUUGCUCGCAGUCUAUAUAUCAGUGGGCUGGCUACCCACUGCACUAAUGAAACAAAAAAAAAUCCUCAUUUAUUUUGGAAAUUUAAAUAUAAACAUUGUGUAGAUCACACAGCUGUAAAUUUAACGGUUUUUAGAUUUACAAAUUUAUGAAAAUAAUGUCGCUUGUAAAUGCUAUGUUAGUGCUCUUCUUUGAUCAAUGUCGGUUUGUGUAUGAGUGAGACGCAAUGAAGCAGUUCACAUACGGUGUGCAACUGCCUUUCGUGCUGUAUUAAUAUAAUGACGUCAUGUUUUGUUGGGCGAAGUGCAUCAUGGUAUUAAUGAAAGAAUCAAGAUGGCGGAUAUCGUUUAAAAACGACAGAGAACGAAGUUUCUUUGCAAAAUUAACGUUUCCCGCCAUCCAGAAAGCUUUGGAGGGACAUUUAAAAGAUGCUUGUACAUUACGGUAUACCAAAAUACAUGUCUGGGAAUUACGUAAUGUUAAAUCACGAUCGAAAGAUCAUAAAGAUAGCACACUUCGUACUUUAGUCAAUCUCAUGAUGCACCUCGCGAAUAUCACUAGGGGAAAGGACUAUUACCUCUGGUUGUGCUAGAAAUUGUUCCCAGUGAAUUAGGGACGAUUGAGACUGAUUUCCACUGACUGGUAGACAAAACAAKAUACAAAACUAUAUUUUUACUACCCAAAAAAGAACUGAAUAUUUUUCUUAUAUUUUGGGUUUUCUGUAGCGAGGUAAAACCCGACCAGAGAAAACGUAGCGUAAUGCUCACWGUCGAAAUCAUUCAGUUGUCAUUUUCAUGUGAUUGUGUCUGUCAUGGUUGAUGCUGCGUMGUAUGUUGCACGUAGCCCAUCUCCUCUCCGUGUCAUGUCAGUACCGAUAUGUUGCCGUGGUUUUGUGUUGCUUUUCAUUUUCUUGAGGAUAGAUAACAACUAAACAAAAACGCUACGACAAUGAUUAAGAGUUGACGAAGAAAACUUUUUCUUACCUUCAAUACUGAGGUUGCGCUUUGC